AUGGCCAAUUCUACCUUCCCAUUUCAAUUCCCUCGCCUUACAAAAGAGAAUUAUGAGAAUUGGUGCAUUCGUAUGAAGGCUUUGCUUGGAUCGCAAGAUGUGUGGGAGAUCGUGGAUAGAGGCUAUGAGGAGCCUCGUGAAGAAGCUUUGAUGAGUCCUGCUCAAAGGGAGGCUCUACCCAGAAUGCGGAAGAAGGACCAACAAGCUCUCACCCUCAUCCAUCAAUGUUUGGAUGAAGUCAUGUUCGAGAGAGUGGCGAAUGCGACCACCGCCAAGCAAGCAUGGGAGAUCUUUCAAAACUCCUACCAAGGAGUUGAUAAAGUGAAGAAAGUACGCCUUCAAAUGCUACGAGGAGAUUUUGAAGGCAUACGAAUGCAAGAAUCCGAGUCUAUUGCAGAUUUCUUUUCGAGGGUGUUGGCCAUAGUAAAUCAAAUGAAGAGGUAUGGAGAAAGAUUGGAGGAUGUCCGAGUCAUUGAGAAAAUUCUUCGUUCGUUGCAUUCGAAGUUUGAUUACAUCGUCGUAGCCAUCGAGGAGUCCAAAGAUUUGGAGACUAUGACGGUUGAUCAACUUAUGGGUUCGUUACAAGCCCAUGAAGAGAGAAUCAACAAGAAGAAGGAGGAGCCGAUCGAGCAAGUUCUAGCCACUAAGCUCUCGGUGAAGGAGAAAGAAAGGGAGUUUGGGAAAAGUCAACAAGGAAGAGGACGUGGAGGUGGACAAGGUCGAGGGAGAGGAGGAAGAGGAAGAGGAAGAGGUGGACAAGGCAAUCAAUACUCCAACAAUGAAGAAAGGAGGUAUUUGUCAAGAGGCCGUGGUAGAGGAAACUACACAAGGCAAAAUGAUAAGUCCAAAGUUCGGUGUUACAAUUGUCAAAAGAUUGGGCACUAUGCUCGGGAGUGUUGGAGUUCUCCUUUCAAUGUUGAAGAGAAGGCUCAUCACUACAGUAAAAUUAGAGAAAGCCGACCCAUUUUUGCCGACGCUAGGAGAAAGCGUCGGCAAAAGUUUUUACCGGGUCAACUUUUCCCGACACUUAUUAAGAGCGUCGGCAAUUUAAAGGAAUAG
This is a messenger RNA of Phoenix dactylifera (date palm), 1059 nucleotides long. The record is from RefSeq and is a predicted model, not a curated record. NCBI's taxonomy places the organism in Eukaryota, Viridiplantae, Streptophyta, Magnoliopsida, Arecales, Arecaceae.